Molecule: messenger RNA, 955 nt
Organism: Arachis duranensis
Lineage: Eukaryota; Viridiplantae; Streptophyta; Magnoliopsida; Fabales; Fabaceae
Product: probable plastid-lipid-associated protein 8, chloroplastic
Exons: 4
Coding region: 115-831 (238 amino acids)
Source: RefSeq, a predicted model, not a curated record
GGUUGGGCAGCGUGGUCAUCACCAAAACCAAGCACUUAAAUUUCCAAUCACACGUGGCAUGCCACAAGCAGCUUCAACACUCGCCAUUGACCCUUGCUCCUUCGUGACAGUGCCAUGGCCACAGCUUCAGCUUCUCCUUCUCUUUUCCUCAGAUCUUCUUCGUCCUGUGGUGGCCGUACUAACAUAAUCACUCUUCGCUCCUCUCAUUCACGUUUUCCUCACCUGAAUCGCCGCCACGUAAAGAAGAGCCUCACACUCACUGUUUCCGCUUCGGUUUCGGUGUCCAAUCCUGAGCUUCGUGCCGCUCCCGAUGAUCUUGUUUCGUCUAUUCUCUCAAAGGUGUUGGAAACAGAUGGAGGUGUUUUACUAAAAUCUCAAGAACAUAAAGAGGUGGCUGAAAUGGCUCAGCAAUUGCAGAACUAUUGUCUGAAUGAGCCAGUUAAAAGCCCAUUAAUAUUUGGAGAGUGGGAUGUAGCGUACUGUUCACAGCCAACAUCACCUGGAGGUGGCUAUAGGAGUGCGGUGGGACGCCUUUUCUUUAAGACGAAGCAGAUGACUCAGGUUAUUGAAGCUCCUGAUAUCGUGAGAAAUAAGAUCACCUUCACUGCCUUAGGAUUUUUGGAUGGAGAAGUCUCUCUAAAGGGAAAACUCAAGGCUUUAGAUACUGAAUGGAUUCAAGUUGUAUUCGAAGCACCCGAAUUGAAGCUAGGGUCAUGGGAGGCCCGGUAUGGCGGCGAGAGUCAAGUUAAACUGAGAAUCACUUACAUUGAUGAAAAAAUCAGGUUGGGAGUGGGUUCUAGAGGUUCCCUCUUUGUAUUUCAAAGAAAAUGAAGUUGAGCUGCAAAAUCUCAGAUUUCUUUAGCUUUGUACACUGCACACUUUCAUAUUUGAUGUAUAAUGUGAUUAUGAGUGAAUCUCAUUAGAUCUUGUAAAGGAAAACAGCUGACAAAGUCAA